Messenger RNA from Colias croceus (clouded yellow), 1127 nucleotides. RefSeq lists its product as uncharacterized. The coding region runs from base 130 to 468 and encodes 112 amino acids. The record is from RefSeq and is a predicted model, not a curated record. The transcript has 2 exons. NCBI's taxonomy places the organism in Eukaryota, Metazoa, Arthropoda, Insecta, Lepidoptera, Pieridae.
AUACGACACGACCUCUGAAAAAGAAUAGAAAUUUAAUCAUUAUUAAAAAAAAAUCAACUAACCCUGGCUUGAUAGAAAAAAAUACGAAUUAAUUUAUUAAAAAGUACUAUAUUUUGAAUUUGGAACAAAAUGCUGGCAAGGAGAUCUAUUCUGUUAUUUUUGUUAUAUUCUGUGAUUGUUUGUGAAGCUGUCAGCGAAAACGAUGUCGAGCCAAGGGGAAAGAAGAAAAAAAUUGCAUUGUUUGUUUUUAUCGCGGACCUGGUGCUCAAAAAAUUCUUCGUUCUCAAGCUGGUGUACGCUUUUAUCUUCUGGCUGGUGAUCCACAAGGCUGGCUACUUCCUAACCUGGUUUAUCAGUUAUCUGAAGGAGCAGAGUCAUCACCAUCAUCACCCACACCAUGAGUACGGGCCGCAUUAUGAUCAUAGCUACGGCCCGUAUAGGCGAGAGAGUCAUGGGAUUAGAAGCUAAAAGGGUUAUUUGAUUAGAAUACUUUUAGAAUUAAGCAAAUGGGAUUUUAAUUGCGUUUUUUAACAGUGUAGUGUAUAGAAAAAAAACGAUCAUGAAGCGGGAUUCGAAGCAGCGUCUUUCGCCGUACCCUUUUCUUUUUUUAAGUGGGGAAAUCUUGCAUAGAUAGCCAUGGUCUCCAGGGAAGGGGCCGUGGGUUAUGUCGGAUUCCUACCGACCAAAACCCCACUGUGUUCCGUCAAGCCGCAUCAACGACAGGGCCACGGGUAUAGGUAGAAUUCGUCCGUGACCAGGCAACGCCUGACCUCUCGGUCAAUCGUGAUCCUACCUCACUAAUCAAAUUUCUCGCAGUGUUUCUGUUUUAUGCUUUUUUAUGUGCUUAAAAGGCAACUAUUUUUUAUUCUUAAAAAAAAAAUAAAAAUUAAAAAAGCAUUUUAAUGCUAUAAAACUUAAAAUUAAAUACUUAUCUACUGUUUUCAUAAAUGCGGAAUUCGAAAUUGUGAUUUUUGUACCACCAUUGUACUACGCGUUUUAUCUUUUCUUGACUUAAAAAAAUACCCGUUUAUAUAAUACUGAAAUAAUGUAAAUAUAAAAACAAAUGGAAAGGAAGUUAUUCGAAACUUUUUGUAGGGUAGUUUGCUGAAGUUGUUUUUAAAGUAGUA